Echinops telfairi (small Madagascar hedgehog) is the source of this 279-nucleotide messenger RNA. Its product is annotated as non-histone chromosomal protein HMG-14-like. The record is from RefSeq and is a predicted model, not a curated record. Gene Ontology annotation, molecular function: nucleosomal DNA binding. The transcript has a single exon. Gene Ontology annotation, cellular component: nucleus; chromatin. Lineage: Eukaryota; Metazoa; Chordata; Mammalia; Afrosoricida; Tenrecidae. Bases 1 to 279 code for a protein of 92 amino acids.
AUGCCCCCAAAGAAAUCCAGCUCUGCAGAAGGGGUGGUGAAGGGGAAGCUCAAGAGGAGACCUGCAAGGUUGUCAGCAACACCUGUGCCUGCCAAAGUGCAGAUGAAGCAGGAACUAUCUUCCAACCCCAAAGUGCGAGCCAAAGAGAAAGCAGGAGCAGGGGGAGAGUGGGCUGAAGCAGCUCGCCAAGAAACAUUUACCUGCCAAAAAGGGAGCCCCCACAACGAGGAGAGGCCAGCCUCUGCUCAAGUAGGAGAAAAAGAAGCCAAGUCGGAUUAA